Molecule: messenger RNA, 1563 nt
Organism: Parnassius apollo (apollo)
Lineage: Eukaryota; Metazoa; Arthropoda; Insecta; Lepidoptera; Papilionidae
Source: the annotation of a GenBank genome assembly
AUGGAACAUAGAAGAUUGCGCAAAGGGCCGCUGCCUGGAGGUCGUCAGGGCGCGUCUGGAGCUGGCGCUGGACGCAACAGCAUGCGAACCGCCAGCCGAGCGCGAGGUGCUGCACGACCACCCAGCAGCUCCUCGCAUCCAUCAUCCCCACCAGCUUGCUUGGUGUCGGCAGGGUCUUCGCAGGCCCAGCAAUCGGCACCCGCCACUGGUGGAGUACGCCGCAUGCGAUGGACCAUCAAUAUGAAUUCAAACGCAUUGCGGGCGUAUUUUAGGGCGAAAGGGGGAGAAAUUGGAGGUUUCGCGUAUCGGGCUAGGAUGCAUCGUCUUUUUACUGAGCUGGAGCCAUCUAUUACUGUCACCGAGCAAAACCUGGCAGACCGAGUUCGGUAUAUCUUACGCUCAAAUAUAUUUGAUGGCGCCGAACUCGAACGGCUACGACGUGAGGCUGUUCCCCCAUCAAAUGAAAACGCUACGACUGAGGGUGCGGUGCCACAAGUUGCAGAACAACCCGCACACGUGGAUGCCGCCGAGAAUACCCCAGUGGUUGCUGAUUCAAAUGAUGAAGGAACAUUCACCCAGGAACUAGAAAUAGAGCAAAUGAGGAGUACAUUGGAAGAGGCGAUUAUGGAAACGCGCAGUACGCCUCUCGAAAAUCGACCGCGACUUCCCCGCAUAGCCCUAAGCAAGCGGAAUCGGGCUGUCGUGAGGGCUCUGAACCCAAUGCUGGUGACCUAUUUGGAAGCCAGCCGGGACCUUUGCGAGACGGACUCAAUUCUCUUUGGCGCCGCACUGGCAGUCUGCCGUAUUAUAGGCGCCAAACUUUCCACGGCUGGACGCACUACUGGACAAAGUAGUGCUAUCCCAGCCUGGAGAACAAGAAUUGAAGAACGUAUCGCAAAGACUAGGGCCCUCAUCGGCAGACUGAUAUGCUUCAGGUCAGGCAAUACCAGGCCAAGGAUUGUGCGCACCGUCAGGAUGGCGUUUGCUGGGACAAAUGUUAGUUUGUCCCAGCCGGAUAUAAUGCAAAAACUGACGGAGCGCAUAGACGACCUGAAGCAGAGAAUCGCUGCUUGGGGAAAGCGAAUUCGGCGAUAUACCGAGAGGUCGACACGGUUCAACCAGUCUGAUCAGAGUGAUCAGAAGAGGCUCUAUAAGUCAUUGGAGCGACCAAUGGUAAGUGGAACGGGCCCAGUACCGAAUCAGGCCGACACGGUCGCGUUCUGGCGCAGCCUGUGGUCAGAGCCCGUAAACCACAACGAGGGCCCUUGGACGGAAGUUGUGGCGAGUCAGUGUGCGGGUAUUACGCCCAUGGACCCCGUCACCAUAACGCCGGAUGACGUAGCUGAGGCGGUCCGUAGGGCCCCGAACUGGAAAAGUCCGGGACUCGACGGGCUGCAUCACUACUGGCUGAAGGGGUUCGUGGUGUGUCACACUGUGCUCGCCCGACAGUUUCAAGAGGUUCUCAACCAGAAGUCGCUCCCGAGCCUCUUCACUACUGGGAUCACCCAUUUGGUUCCUAAAGGCCAGGGUACCACAGACCCGAGCAAAAUUAUAUAUUUAUAG